CUGAUUGAUAUCAGAUAUCUACCAAGUGAUAAAGGUGUUGCUGCUCUUCUCGUUACUUCUAGAGGUUUGCAGAAGCAUUUUGCUUCCCUCCGACACAGCUCGCUCGCCAAAACAGCUUGGAACCGUCUCGCAGUCCGACAUCUCGUGUACCAGUUUGUCGCAUCUGAACAGAAAAAGCAAUGGUCUUACUACCGGCAAUUUAUGUCCAGUGACUGGGCAAUACGCUUAGGCCACAUGGCAUAA
Molecule: messenger RNA, 243 nt
Organism: Danaus chrysippus (African queen)
Lineage: Eukaryota; Metazoa; Arthropoda; Insecta; Lepidoptera; Nymphalidae
Source: the annotation of a GenBank genome assembly